AUGGAGGGCGACGACGAGCUCAUCGCCACCGUGUAUCGCAAGAUCGAUCGGGAGAAGGCCCUCAUUGCGGCCGCGACAAACAUGAGACAGUCCACUGAUAACCCGCUUGUACAGCAGCGAGUGGACGCCAACAUACGGGAUGGACGGAAGAACAUUGCUUAUCUCGAGGAGAAGAUGCAAGAGCUUCAGCUUCGAAAGAUGGGCCGUGGGAAUACUUCUCCUACCGCGACGCGAGGGUCUGGUGAAGGCCCGCCCUUACCCCCAAAGGACGCCGGCUCCUCGUACCGUGGUGGUGAUCAAGGCGGCUACGGCGAUGUUGGCCCGGGAGGCUACAGUCAGGGUGGAACAGGCAUGAUGCCUCCCCGGGCGCCUUUCCACGACCCUCGUCCAGACGCCUCCGUGCCCAAGGCACGUCCAAAUUUCAGCAAGUUAGAUUUGAUCAAAUAUGAUACUCCGUAUCUUGGGCCCAAGAUCCAGCUUAUGCUGUCACAGCUUGAGUUCAAAUUGAGUGUUGAGAAACAGUAUAAAGCUGGUAUCGAGAAGAUGGUGCGGCUCUAUCAAGAUGAGGGCGAUCGAAAAAGUCGAGCAGAUGCAGAAGGCAGACGAAUCGAGAGCAACCAAAAGAUCCAGCUCCUAAAACAGGCCUUGAAGCGAUAUGAGGACCUUCACGUUGAUAUCGAGAGUGCAUCGGACCACCCAGAUGAUGAUAGUUUGAAUGCCCCCAACAUGCGCAAGCCUCUGACGGGUCAUCUAACUAUGAAAAUUCAUGCCGUUAGAGAUACCUUCAAUGUGGACAUUGAUAAGGCGAAUGAAAUCGAACUCACUGUAUAUGACAAGUCGGGUGACAGACCCACGCCCAUCGGCAUGCUCUGGAUAAGGAUUUCAGAUAUCGCGGAAGAGAUGCGUCGAAAGAAGAUCGAGACUGAAUUUAAUGCCUCCGGAUGGGUUUCUGCUGAUAAAAUGGAUCACGGGGCCAUCAGGCCGGACACCCAGUUCCAGGGAAGUUCGUUCCAACCUAGCCAGCCUGCUAGAACUCAACCUCCAGGGCAAGCCCCUAUCGGCCAAAAUGCGACGGUCAUGGUCGACUCCUGGUUUGCUUUGGAGCCAGUGGGGAGAAUACACCUUACCAUGAGCUUUGCCAAACAACUUAAGGAUAGACGACCCUUUGAUAUUGGUCUCAACCGUCAAGGAGCUGUCCGCCAAAAGAAGGAAGAAGUCCAUGAGAAACAAGGCCACAAAUUUGUUACCCAGCAGUUUUAUAACAUCAUGCGGUGUGCUCUUUGUGGUGAUUUCCUCAAAUAUGCAGCCGGUAUGCAGUGCUCUGACUGCAAGUAUACCUGUCACCGAAAAUGCUACCCGAAAGUUGUUACCAAGUGUAUUAGCAAAGCGAACUAUGAAACCGACCCAGAUGAGGAGAAGAUUAACCACCGCAUCCCUCAUCGGUUCGAGGGAUACUCCAAUAUCUCUGCUAAUUGGUGUUGCCACUGCGGCUAUCUAUUGCCUUUUGGAAGAAAGAAUGCCAAACGGUGUUCUGAAUGCUCCCUUACAUGUCAUUCCAACUGUGCUCACCUGGUGCCUGACUUCUGCGGGAUGUCUAUGGAAGUGGCCAACCAAAUUCUGGAGACUAUUAUCAAAACAAGAAAUACCAAUAGAACAAGUGGUGGCUCAACUAAACCCCCUCGUCCAAAGCCCGCUCCCAUUGAAGGCGGGCCUCGACAUUCUCAGGACAGCUACGGUGCACCAAUGAUGUCUCCCUCAGCGGAAGCCGUCAGUGCAGCCAGCUCUUCAUACAUGCCACCCCAAUCUCCAACUUCUCCAGGACGCCCCGUUGCCUCUCCACAUAGUCCUUCAAGUGCCGCUGCCGCUGCCGCUGCCGCCGCCGCAACGGGCAUGCGCCCCUUGUCUCAACAAACAGGGUAUGAUAAGCUGUCUUUCAAUGAUACCUUAGAUACCGCUAGAGAGCCCUUGUAUAUUAAUCAUGAAUCUAGGAUACCCCAACAGCAACAGCCGCAGCCACCGCCGCAUUCUCACUACGACCCUGGAGCCUAUGCCCGUGUUCAAGCACCGCAGCUCCCCCCAAUCCAAGUCGGUCAUCAACCUGCGGGGCACCAGUAUCCCAUGUCACCACCACACCAACAGCAACAGCAACAUCAGGCGCACCAGCAGCACCCGCAACACCCACAGCAUCAGCAACUCCCGCAGCACCCUCAGCACCAGCAACAGCAAACCCCUGUUACUGCGCACCCCACAGCUCUUGCUUCCAAGGAGCAGAUGCCACCACCCACUUCCGCACACCCUCAAAAGAAGGCUGGUGCUAUGAUUGGAUUGGAUCACUUCAACUUCCUUGCAGUUCUUGGUAAAGGAAAUUUUGGAAAGGUUAUGCUUGCAGAAUCGAAGACGAGCAAAAAGCUUUAUGCCAUUAAGGUCCUGAAGAAGGAAUUCAUCAUUGAAAAUGACGAAGUGGAAAGCACCAAGUCAGAGAAACGCGUGUUUUUGAUUGCCAACAAGGAGCAUCACCCAUUCCUGCUUAAUCUUCACGCUUGCUUCCAGACAGAAACUCGUGUUUACUUCGUGAUGGAGUAUAUUAGCGGUGGUGAUCUCAUGUUGCAUAUUCAGCGUGGUCAAUUUGGUCUUAAAAGAGCUCAGUUCUAUGCAGCGGAAGUCUGCUUGGCUUUGAAGUAUUUCCAUGAAAAUGGUGUCAUCUACCGAGAUCUUAAACUCGAUAACAUUCUGCUGUCUCUAGAUGGACAUCUUAAGAUUGCCGAUUAUGGUCUGUGUAAGGAGGAGAUGUGGUAUGGUAGCACCACAAGCACAUUCUGUGGAACUCCCGAGUUCAUGGCUCCAGAGAUUCUCCUGGACAAAAAAUACGGCAGAGCUGUUGACUGCAGUCGCCCUUCCGAGGAGAGGAUGAAGACGAAAUCUACGACGCCAUUCUUGCCGAUGAACCUCUUUUACCCUAUCCACAUGCCACGAGACUCCGUCUCAAUUCUUCAGAAGCUGUUGACACGUGAGCCAGAACUAAGAUUGGGAUCUGGACCAACUGACGCUCAGGAAAUCAUGUCACACCCAUUCUUCCGGAAUAUUAACUGGGAUGACAUUUACCAUAAGCGCGUUCCGCCGCCAUUCUUCCCCAAGAUCACCAGCCCUACUGAUACGAGAAACUUCGACCACGAGUUUACUAGUGUCACCCCUGUUCUCACCCCAGUUCAGUCUGUCCUCACUCAAGCGAUGCAAGAAGAAUUCCGCGGUUUUUCAUACUUUGUAGACUGUGAAUAA
This is a messenger RNA of Nannizzia gypsea CBS 118893, 3276 nucleotides long. RefSeq names its product AGC/PKC protein kinase. Bases 1 to 3276 code for a protein of 1091 amino acids. Gene Ontology annotation, biological process: fungal-type cell wall biogenesis; signal transduction; protein phosphorylation. The transcript has 10 exons. Gene Ontology annotation, molecular function: diacylglycerol-dependent serine/threonine kinase activity; ATP binding. The record is from RefSeq and is a predicted model, not a curated record. NCBI's taxonomy places the organism in Eukaryota, Fungi, Ascomycota, Eurotiomycetes, Onygenales, Arthrodermataceae.